This is a messenger RNA of Nipponia nippon (crested ibis), 3249 nucleotides long. The record is from RefSeq and is a predicted model, not a curated record. Lineage: Eukaryota; Metazoa; Chordata; Aves; Pelecaniformes; Threskiornithidae.
AUGCCCACAACUGGAGUGCCGGUUCCUGGACGAAAGGCCAAUGGAAGGGAACCGAGGGAGGCCUCGCGGGCAGGCUGGGUCGGCGAGGAGCGGUCAGAGAUCCCCAAGCUGAGGAGUACCUCAAGGGUGGUUGACCACAUCAGGCCUGUGUCUUCCUCCCUGGAGCAUAGUUUUGUUCCAGAAGAGGUUUUCCGAAGCCUGACCUGCGCCAGCAGCUCUCUCUAUAGCCCAGAGCAUGUAUGGUUCCUGCAAACCACCAAAACCCCGGUGGGCUUCAGGGGCUGCCUGCAAACCCCAGAUCGGCUUUGGCAUUAUCCUAAUCGUCGGAGCAAGUUCAGACACCUGACAGACCACCCUGUCAGUUUGACGGGCGCUGGAAGGGAUGUCUCUUACCUGUGUGACACUGCGACUGGCCAAGAAGCUAAGAAAGCAAUAACUGGUAGAAGCUCUUUUGCUGAGAGUCGUCAGGACCAGAGAUGGAGCUGUGAUACAGUCCCACGUACUCCUCGAGCAACCCUAGCAGAUAGUCUGGUUCCCAAGGAAUUUCAUAUCAUGAAGAACAGGGGAGUUUUGCCCUUGAAGUACUGCGAUGAUAAAUACACAACACUGCUUGAAGACCGUGAAAAGAAACUACAGCUGUUCCCAUCCAUGAAACCUUCUGGGAGGUUCAAGGUCAUCCAGCUGAUGGAGGUGAUGGACAGCAUGUUGGAAAAAGCUGGAGUAGACAAGCUAAUCAGAGUAACAGGACCUUCACAGCUGCACAACUUGCUGGAGCUGAUGAAGGCAGAGCAGAACAUCUACAACAUCGUUUUCCAUGAGCUGAUUCAGCAGGUCAGCGUGGACUGCGUGGAGAAAGGACAGCUGCUUUCAAAGCUCAGGCAGAGGUACGUGGGUCUCCUGGUGCGGAUUCCUGAACAGAUGAAGACCCUCUACAAAAAGUUGAUGGUACAGCAGCUGGUUGACAGACAUAUUACAGAAGAACUACUUUAUUUUAAAGAAUCUGUUGGACAGCUGGCCAGCACGCUGGAGGUUCGUUGGUGGGGGACUGCAGAAAGGGGUUGGUGGAGCAACGUGCGUGCACUGGAAGAGGAGGCCUUCAAGAUGCCUUUCACCCCUACACGAGCUGUACGAGUACAAGAGCGUGACCGCCAGGUGACCAAAGAAGCAGAAAAAGCUCAAGAGGAGCUAGCUACAGCCAUGCAGGAGGCUAAGGCAAAUGCAAACCUUUUGGAAGAGUAUCGGGAGUUAUACGAGUCACAGAGAAGACGACUGGAAAAGCAAGUUCUGCUGAUAGCCCAAGAGAGAGACGUUUGGAGCUCAGCUGCAUAUGACCUGGCUCUGAAGAUAGUAGACAGAAACCAGCUCACGUUGGUUCACAGGCUCCAUGUUAGUGGAAAGACACUGACCAACUUUCUCAAGCAUUUCAUAGUCCUCUUGGCCCCAAAGGACACGGAAGACCUGGCUGAUCUGCGGGAAGAGACCGAGCAGUUCAGGGAGAGGUUGGGUCACAUUGGAGCAGAAAUAGAGCGUUCCAAGGAGUCCAGCCAGGGAAAAUUGCAAAUUAUCUGCAGCAGCCUCAACAAGUGGCUUCAGUACUUCCAUAGCAGUGACUUCUCCUCUCCGAUGAAUGAAAAGCUACUGGAUGAAAUCCUACGAGAUAUCAAGAACUUGAUAAAUAUGCUAAAAGAAGACCUAGAGCAGUACGGAGGGGAGGUGCAUCUAAGGAAGACUGAAAGUCUCAGGAGCGCUGCCAGCCUGCAGGAGCACUGCACGGAGCUGGGACAAACACUGCUGAAUCGACAGCGGGACUUUGCUGGAGCGUUGCCUUCACAGCACGCUGCCCUGGAAGAAAUAAACCAAAGGGCAUGUGAACUCUACUGGCAAUACAAUAUAAGGAUAAGUGGGAAUAAUGGCGCAGCUAGGUUUUUGACAGCCUUGGUGAGAAAUAUGGAAGAUUGGUUAUUCAAGGCGCAAAAGCUGAAGCGAGGUUCUGGCAUGCACGAAGCUGAGCUGCGGGCAUUUUAUCACAAGAUUCCUGUAUGGCUGGCCCAGGUAGAUACAGUGAUGAGCUGUAUAGGCUCCAGCCAGUUGCAUGAAGUGGAGAGUGAUAAGAAAUCUCAUUUCCCGGUGGUAGCUAGAGAAUUUUUUCAGAUGAUUCAGCAAUGGAUUCUGUCCAUGAAUUCUGAGGUUGAGAAGAACAUCAUGCAUCUUAACAAAAAAGUAACUGAACUGCACAGAAACCUGACCCUGUGGCUGGUGAAUUUGCUGUGACACAUGACAGCAGAGCGCUUGUCCUGGGAGUCUCCCCAGCGGCAAGAGUCAGACACCGAGAUGGAUGAGGAGCUCAGACUUCUGGGGGCUUGUGAGCUGCAGCAUGAAGCUGAAGAGCUGGUUGCAGAGAUGGGCAGACUCUCUGGUUCUAUAGUCAGCUGCUACCGCAAGAUUGUCAAUGCAACCGUUCAAAAGGAAAGGGUCAAGACAGAUUUAGAAUCUGAUCUUGAGCUGGAGGAGCUGAACAAGAUCAAGUCUGAGUGCUGUAACUGGAUUCAAGCGUGUAGUCUUCUCCUUUCAGAGAUCAAAGGCACUUUGGUCUCCUUUCUGGAUUUAGAAGAACUGAGAAACCUCUUUGGAUCAGAGGAACUGCAGUUGAAGUUCAAGCUUAAGGACACUCUAAUUUCUUCAACUCAGGAAGAGCUUGAAGCUGAAGAUGUCAACAGCGGUAGGAAACCUGUAACAGAGGAAGAAACAUCAGAAGUAAAGGAGGAAAUUGCUAUUAUGCAGCAGCAGCCAGGUGCUGGUAUGGAUUAUCUGACUGAGGAAAAUGAAGGUACUGCAGACAUGAUCAGAUAUGUAGGGCAUGACUCCGACAUCCACCUGAAGUCAGACAUCGUUUCAGUUACAGGGAGGGACGUGACUGCCACGAAGUCGUCGACUCCCUUUUCUCAGAAAGAGUUUGAAGCCCUCACAAUGCUGGAACAUCUGCAAGUGCAGCUGCUAGAAACAGAGAUCCGUGCUCAGAAAGCAGAGGAGAGAUCUGAAGGUCUUGAAGAGAAGCUGAAAGAAGCUCUGCAGAGAAUCAAAGAGCUAGAGUGUGAGCUGGAGAAAGAGGGGAAAGUCAUCCCAGAAGCAACGCACAAAGAAGGGCAAGAAAAAUAAUUCCAAGAAAGCGUCUCAGAAGUUGAGGCCCGUUCAAGUCCCAAAGCUUCUACCUCUGGCCAGUCCAAAGGAUCCAGAAAAAGCAAAUAUUAA